This is a messenger RNA of Pimephales promelas (fathead minnow), 1207 nucleotides long. RefSeq names its product crystallin, beta A1a (gene cryba1a). Lineage: Eukaryota; Metazoa; Chordata; Actinopteri; Cypriniformes; Leuciscidae. Gene Ontology annotation, biological process: visual perception; lens development in camera-type eye. Gene Ontology annotation, molecular function: structural constituent of eye lens. The record is from RefSeq and is a predicted model, not a curated record.
GCAAAGUGCUGACUCCUGCCUGCCCUGUGGCCAAUCUUCCCUUUCUGUCAUGCUACAUAUAAAUAGAGCCCUUAGUCGGAGGUCUGGAGACCGUUGUGUGGAACUCCUGAGUGCUUGCAGAUAUUUGUUGGGUAGGUCAGGUGUAUCAGCAUUGAGAUAUCUUCAAGGAUGGCUCUGACUAAUCCCAUGCCAAUGGGGCCAUGGAAGCUCACAGUCUAUGACCAAGAGAACUUCCAAGGCAAGCGUGUGGAGUUCACCUCAGCCUGUCAAAACAUAAUGGAAUGUGGCAUGGACACUGUUCGCUCUCUGAAAGUGGAGUGCGGCGCCUGGGUGGGCUACGAACACUCCAGCUUCUGUGGGCAGCAGUUCAUCUUGGAGAGAGGCGACUACCCUCGCUGGGAGUCUUGGAGCGGCAGCAAUGCCUACCACAUUGAGAGACUAAUGUCCUGCCGGCCAAUCUGCUCUGCUAAUCACAAGGAGUCAAAAAUUACCGUCUUUGAGCGGGAGAACUUUAUCGGAAACAAGUGGGAAAUAACUGACGACUACCCCUCUCUCAAGGCCAUGGGCUGGCCCUCCAAUGAGAUUGGAUCCAUGCAGGUGCAAAGUGGGGCAUGGGUUUGUUACCAGUACCCCGGCUACCGUGGUUUCCAAUACAUCAUGGAGUGUGACCACCAUGGCGGCGAGUACAAACACUACAGGGAAUGGGGCUCCCACGCUCAGACCUUCCAGGUGCAGUCCCUCCGCAGGGUUCAGCAGUGAGCGCAGCUCGCCCAGCACCCUUCCUCCCUCCCCUGCCUCCUCCUCCUCUUCCUCACCUCCACCCCUUCAUUCCGAUACCAGCAAGCCCAGCACAGGCUGAACGUCUGGUGCAUUCGGCAAAAGUUUACAACGCUUUCUUCUUUCUGCAUGCCAUCGAUUUGAAAGAAAAGAGUCAGAGGAAGAACUCAAGCAGACUGAUUCUGUGAGCGGCACAGUGGUGUGAUUUAAGCUUCGCUUCUCAUCACUGUCAUGAUGCAGUCUGUGCAAAAGAGAUCAAUAAAGGGUACACACAUGAAAACCAACCAGUGUGAGAGUGUGUUUGAUGCAUGCAGUGUAGUUUGAAACUAACUUUGUGAAAUGGCCCAAAUUUUAACCAUGAUUAGCACCAAAACAUCCUAUUGUUAAAAAGAGUUGAUUUCUAGUGGCUUGUGGGUACAGGGACAAAAUA